AUGCGAAAGCAGGCCACAACGAUUCCUCUUCGCGUCAACUCUGCACAGUCCGUGGCUUCCGUUCAGACAUGUAGUUCAUUUUCCACAUUAUGUCCUCAGGCGAGGUUGAAAGCUUCACAUCGUCCUCAAUCCUCCUUCCCUACUCUCCCUACUCGCCAAAGCCGUACCUUCCUCGCUCAUCUCGGCCGUCAAGCGCAAGCCCUGAAACAACAAUCUACUACCCCAUCGGCGACUCCAUCCCCAGCCAAAUCAGACAAGAAACCCAGCCCGACCCUGCAGCUCACCAACCUCCCCUAUUUCGUCCGUCGCACUGCCUCCAACCAGCUUCCCGUCUACGUCGUCACCAAGGCCGGCGGCACCAAGCAACUCACCAAGCUCCAGAAGACCGAAGGCGAUCUGGACGCGCUCCGCAACGACCUAGCCUCUGCCUUGGGUGUCGUUGACGGAAACAAGCCUAACCCGGAUGUUACUCUCAACCGACUCACUGGCCACAUCAUUGUCAAGGGCUGGCGCAAACCCGAGAUUCUGAACUUCCUCCAGGAGCGGAAAUUCUAA
Penicillium crustosum is the source of this 555-nucleotide messenger RNA. Its product is annotated as mitochondrial 54S ribosomal protein mL49. The coding region runs from base 1 to 555 and encodes 184 amino acids. The transcript is spliced from 3 exons. Lineage: Eukaryota; Fungi; Ascomycota; Eurotiomycetes; Eurotiales; Aspergillaceae. Gene Ontology annotation, biological process: translation. Gene Ontology annotation, cellular component: mitochondrial large ribosomal subunit; ribosome. The record is from RefSeq and is a predicted model, not a curated record. Gene Ontology annotation, molecular function: structural constituent of ribosome.